This is a messenger RNA of Chlorella variabilis, 929 nucleotides long. RefSeq lists its product as hypothetical. Bases 1 to 633 code for a protein of 210 amino acids. The transcript has 3 exons. NCBI's taxonomy places the organism in Eukaryota, Viridiplantae, Chlorophyta, Trebouxiophyceae, Chlorellales, Chlorellaceae. The record is from RefSeq and is a predicted model, not a curated record.
AUGCAGGCCUCCCUCAAGGUGCAGGCGGCCGCUGCGGCCUCCUCCUGCCGCCGGGCGCAGCAACCCCGCUGCCAGGCCACCUCCCCCAUGCAGCCGCGCGCCCCGGGCGUGGCUAAGCCCAGGGUUGGCGACACCCGCAGCCAGCGGAACGUGGCCGCGCACGCCAAGGGGGCCAUCAAGCCCAUGGAGGCCACAUUCACCGAGUUCAAGCUGAUCGACAAGAGCCAGAAGCAAGACUGGAUUGCAUUGCUGGCCAACGCCGAGUUCUUCUUCAACGACGCCCAGAACGAGCAGAUUGCGGAGAACUUGCGCGAGCGGGUGCGCUACCUGUCGGAGAAGGGCGAGGACGUGGACAUGUUGUUUGUGUGCGAGCCAGAGUGGCUGGAGCGCCUCUUCCCGGAGCAGGCCAAGCGGCUGCGGCGGCCUGCUGUGGCGCUGCUCUGCCCCGACCGCUCCUGGAUGACAUUCAUGCGCAUCCGCCUGGACCGCGUGAUUGAGGUCAGCCUACCCAACAUGUCUGCUGAGGAGGUGGCCACAUGCGGUCAGCCGGUGCCCAAGUUCCCGCCCCCUGCCAAGUGGACCGCGCCCUACAAGCCCUAUGCCUGGGGCUGGUGGGACCGCUUCAUGCUCUGAGUGGGCGAGCGCAGGAGGCGCAGGAAACCAAUGAUCGGCCCCUAUCCUGCUGCUGAUUCCCGCCUCAUCAGGCGGGGGUAGACCUGUCGUCGCACACCUUGUAGGCGUUUGGGUUUUUGCUGACUACUUGCUUUUUCUCCAAUUUUUACCUCUUCUCGUUUUCUCGCUCCCACCAAUGAAUGCUCUUGCAUGAUUAUGUGUGCCAGCACCAGUUGGCACGCGUGUUUCGAUGCACAAACACGAUACCCUGCAUCGUCUCCACACGCCCUUGCUGAACUGUAACCUGCCCACCGCAC